Molecule: messenger RNA, 2740 nt
Organism: Haliaeetus leucocephalus (bald eagle)
Lineage: Eukaryota; Metazoa; Chordata; Aves; Accipitriformes; Accipitridae
Product: interleukin-31 receptor subunit alpha-like
Exons: 17
Biological process (GO): cytokine-mediated signaling pathway
Cellular component (GO): external side of plasma membrane; signaling receptor complex
Molecular function (GO): cytokine receptor activity; cytokine binding
Source: RefSeq, a predicted model, not a curated record
AGCAGCUCCGCAUUUCCUGCCCAGAUAGUGAAAAAGAAAUGUUCAGCUGUUUGAUUUGGAUCUUUGUCCUGCUUUGCAGCUGUAUAGCAGAUGAAAACUCUAUCAGAGAUGCUGACAUUUUUCCUUCAUCUCCUGAAAUUGAAAGAGGAUCCACCCUGAAACUGUUUUGUGUUCUUGGAAAACGCUACACACCUCACAGAAAUGCAAGCCACAUCAUCUGGAAAUUGAAUCAUGAAUUAGUUCCUUGGGAAGACUAUGACGUUGUGAACGAGACUGUAUCUAGUAUAACCAUCCACAAUUUCACUUACAGCAAAGCUCAUGUGAAAUGUUUCACUAAGUACUUGGGCAAGGAGCAACUUUUGGUUCACACUGAAGUUAAAACUGGCUUUCCACCAGAAACACCAGGAAAUAUUUCCUGCAUUUAUUACUUUGAUGCUAAACUUACCUGCACCUGGACUUCAGGAAGAGAAACACAUCUUACGACAAACUAUACUCUUUACCGAAAAGUGAUGACAGAAGGAGGGGUGACUCUUCCAAAUACAGUGCGCUCCUGCCAAAGCAAAACGGAGUCAUGCUCAUUUGUCUAUCCAGAUACUCCAUUUAGUAGUUCUUUUUGUUUUCAGGUGAAAGCUGAAAAUGUUUUGGGUGAAGCCUCAUCAGAUUGUGUUCCUAUACCUAUGGAAAAAAUAGAGAAAUUUGAACCUCCUGAAAUACUUUCAGUUAAAAAAAUCACUGGUAUAAAGCAGUUGCUUACAGUAACCUGGAAAAUGCCUGAGAAGAUUAUCCCUUCACAAAAUGUAAUUUGCCAGGUUCAAUACAGGAACUUGUAUUCAAACUCUUCGUCGUUUGUAAAUCCCUGAAUUCAUUCUCAUAGAAGCAAGAAAACAGGAUCCUGUAAUCUCACAGGUCUGUGGGACUCCACAGAAUAUUCAGUUGCCAUUCAGUGUAGGAGUGUUGAGUCAAUAUUCUGGAGUGAGUGGAGUAGGGAGAAAACAGCAAGCACAGAAGAGAAAGCUCCUUCCGAAAAAGUGGAUUUGUGGAGGGUAAUUGAGUCUUCACGCUCAGCUGGAAAUAGAUCUGUAUAUCUUAUGUGGAAGCCAUUAAACAGCUUUCCACUUUCUGGGAGAAUUCUAGGCUACAAAAUACAGUAUUUUCCGGAAAACCAUCCUGCACUUAAAAUGACAAACAGCACUACCGAUGAGAAGUUCCAUUUACGUUUAAAUGAAGAGGCAUAUAACGUAUCUAUUACUGCCUAUAACUCUGCUGGAAAUUCUCCUGAAGCUAUUUUGCGGAUUCCAUCCACUGGUGAAAAAACUUCUCGGAUUAUUGAAACAGUGAGGACCUUUACAACAAAUGAAGAAGUGGUUGUGGAAUGGAUAGCCUCUGAACCAGAAGUAACCGAAUAUGUAGUUGAGUGGUAUGAGGAAUUGGAGACAGAUCCUUUUAGUAGAUCAUGGCAAUAUGUAUCAAAUUCUACAAACUGGAAAACUAACAAAAAAAACUUUAAACCAUUUAUAUGCUAUAACAUCUCAGUGUACCCUGUUUAUGGAUAUAAAGUAGCAGCUCCAUAUUCAGUACAAACUUAUGUUCAAGAAAAAAAGCCAUCAGAAGGACCUGUGGCUGACACAGGCAUUCCAGGGAAAAAUGAAGUUACAGUAAAAUGGAAUGAGAUUUCAAAGGAUAAAAGAAAUGGAUUUAUCAGUAACUAUACAAUAUUUUAUAAACCUGAAGAUGGAAAAGAAUUGAAUGAAACAGUGAACUCUGAUGUUCUGCAAUACAGACUGAAGUCCUUACAGGCUAAUACGCAAUAUACUGUCUAUAUCAUGGCAAGUAAUGAAGCUGGUGGAACCAGUGGAGAGCCAAAAACCUUCAAGACUUUGAAAUUCAAUAAAGAAGAUAUUAUUUUCAUUGCUCUACCUGUUGGAGUAAGCAUGUUGUUUCUGUUAGGCCUUUGGAUAACAUGCAUUUUGAAAAAACACGCGUUUAAAAAGGUUUGCUGGCCUGAUAUACCCAAUCCUGCAGAGAGCAUUGCAGUGGAGUGGCCUCUUGAUACAUCCAUGAAUAAUUCAUUUUUGAAGGGAGUGACACCUGAGGCUAAAACCAUAGACUGUGAAGACAUAAGUGUUUUGGAACAUUGUUUCCCUGAAGAAAGUCAGGAAGGAUCACUACUAAUGAACUGUGAAAACCAUGUUUCUGAAUGUACUGAUAUUAAUACAAAAGGCAUGAUUAACGGAGAUAAAAAGAUACUGUAUAAUGAAGAAAAUAAAGUUGCAAAAUGUUUUUCACCAUCCAUGCCUUAUAUAAUUACCGAUCAAGAUAUCAGAAGUCAAAUGCAUUCAGCUUUGAUACCAGCGAAGGAGAUCCACCCCAUAGAAAUGCUGGAAGAUGAUUUAUGUGAAUCCCAACAGACUUCAAUUAAAAAUGAAGAAGAUGAUAAUGAAGAAGUUUUAAAGCUGGAAGAUUUCAGUGAAAAAGCACUGUUCAAUCCAUACCUUAAAAAUUCUGUUAAAACAAGGGAAUUUCUUGUUUCUGAGAACUUGCCAGAACACAGUAAGAAUGAACCCAAAAGCCAGUCAGCUGUCUUACCUCCUUUUCAACAAAAUGUUGCAGGACAGUCUUACAUAACACUGGACAUGUUUGGGCUGGCCACAGCUCAUUAGCUUGAGAAAACUUUCCUUUGUAAAGUCCCCUUGUGAUACGUGUCUUGGCAUUGCUGCUCAAAUGUAUUCAUAUGUUCUAA